AGACUUAAAAACAAUAAAUUAAAAUGGGUCUCGCCGACUUUUCGCGGAGACAGUGGUUGACGAUAGUUGUAAUAUCGAUAGCUGAUUUUUGUAAUGCAAUAUGUGUUGCACUUCAAGCACCGUUUUAUCCUCAGGAGGCAGAGAAAAAAGGUUGCACAGCCACGGAGUUUGGGCUGGUUUUUGGAGUAUUUGAGCUAGUAGUGUUUCUAGUCAGUCCUAUUUAUGGUGCUCAUCUAAAUAGGCUAGGUCCUAAGCUUCUGUUCAAUGGAGGCAUCCUCACUACGGGAACAUGUGCCAUUUUCUUCGGGAUGUUGGAUAAGGUGGAAGGUCAUGUACCGUUCAUCACGUUGAGCUUCAUCAUCCGAAUUGUGGAGGCGAUGGGUAACGCCGCCUUCCUCACUGCAUCCUUCGCCAUCAUAGCCAAGGAGUUUCCCAACAACGUGGCUACUAUGUUUGCAUCUUUAGAAACCUUCUUCGGUCUAGGCCUGAUCGUGGGCCCAACGUUGGGUGGUGCUCUAUAUGACUAUGGAGGUUACUCCUUGCCUUUCGCCGUGUUGGGUUCAGCGCUAUUCUGUGCCGCUGUCAUGAGCUGCCUCGUGCUGCCGAGGAACCAUGAUGAUGAGGAUCUUAAGCCUGGUGGACCCUCAAUGAUCUCCCUGCUGAAAGUGCCUGGCGUGUCGCUGUCGGCACUCAGUAUCAUGGUCACCAGCAUGAGCAUAGGAUUUCUGCAGGCGACGCUCGAACCACAUCUGCGUCAAUUCCAAUUCUCAUCCAUGGUCCUUGGGCUCAUGUUCGUGAUCAACGGCGGUCUAUACGCGAUAUCAGCGCCCGGCUGGGGCUGGCUGUGCGACCACCCCGCCAUAAGGCCUAAGUACGUCAUCGCUGUGGGCUGUGCGUUCGUGGCUGGUGGCUUCUUACUCAUAGGACCUGCGCCAUUCUUUGAUAUGAACACGCAGAUGUGGGCAGUAGUACUAGGUCUGAUCCUUCACGGGCUGGGUAUGGGCAGUCAGCUCGUCGCCUCCUUCUCAGAUGCACUAUCUACUGCUAUUGCCAGUGGUCUUCCGAACUCCAUAGAAACGUACGGGCUGGUCUCGGGGAUGUGGACAUCAACAUUCGCUCUGGGCGCAUUCAUCGGGCCCACUGUGUCUGGUCUUCUGUUCGACUCUAUAGGCUUCCGAAACUCUACACUCUUCGUUUUUAUUCUGCAUGUGGUUACGAUGGUGAUGAUGCUAAUGUUCACGUGGACCUGCGACCGCUCCUCCAAGAUGGAUGUCUCAGUAUCCGCCGGAGAUUUGCUUCAAAUUGACGGAACCCUUGACGAGAGUGUACUCAUUGGAGACAAGUUCCUACCACCUCCUAGGACUAAGAGAUGGUCCAGCCGAUGCACGGUGGCAGACCCACUGGUUGAAAACAUGAUCGUCGGUGACGCUCUACAGCAGGAUAGAACUAGGAGCCGUCGUUGCGGCAUCAGCGUGGAACAAUCCCGUCCUCCCGCUAUGAACAGCCUCAUAGCUUGCUCCAGCUACAAGAACAGGCGCAGUCCUUGGAGUCAGCGAACUCCUCGUUACAGACCCACCUAUGGAAGCCUCGACCACAGGUACAGAGGAGCUUAUAAUACGUAGAGUUGUAAUGCCUAGUAGGUUAACGUUAGCUGUAGUGUCUUUUUAGACUGUGGUGUAUAUCUUUUUGUGACAGCCUCGGCUAUAGACUUGGUUAGAUUAGGAAAUUUUAAGUAAGUUAAGAUAUUUCAAGUUUGCUUUAAGAAAAUAGAUAUGGGUCUCAUAUGACUGUGCACCAUUUUGAGAUUGAUCGCCUCGGCCAGAGUUCCUAAGAAUGGAACAACCACUUAUGGUACCCUUGGCCACAGAUGCUCAGGCUUUUACAAUAUUCAUGUAGGACGAGAACUUCAGUAACAUAUCGUUUGAGAUAGCACCUGUCAUAGACAGAAAGGUUUAUUUCUUGCAUUUAAUCAAUAUUUAUUUUCUUCUUCAUAUUAUGGUGAGGCUGUCAUGGAAAGAUAUUCUGCAUUAAUGUUUUUUAAUUAUAAUAAUGGACAUCGCUGUUUUCGAUGCAAUGCGAAGUUUUAUUACUACAUCUUUGUUAAUAAACUAGUAUGUUUUAUUUGUAUGUAUAUUAGUACCCUAAACUAAGUUUAAAAUAAGUAACUAUGUAGGUAGCCUUCAAUUUCCUAUUACUUAUGUUAAUUUGUAGUUUUAUAUGUUGUA
Molecule: messenger RNA, 2225 nt
Organism: Helicoverpa zea (corn earworm)
Lineage: Eukaryota; Metazoa; Arthropoda; Insecta; Lepidoptera; Noctuidae
Product: MFS-type transporter SLC18B1-like
Exons: 11
Coding region: 24-1622 (532 amino acids)
Biological process (GO): transmembrane transport
Molecular function (GO): transmembrane transporter activity
Source: RefSeq, a predicted model, not a curated record